Molecule: messenger RNA, 4345 nt
Organism: Physella acuta
Lineage: Eukaryota; Metazoa; Mollusca; Gastropoda; Physidae
Product: synaptojanin-2-binding protein
Biological process (GO): embryo development; cell-cell adhesion; receptor clustering
Cellular component (GO): cell junction; basolateral plasma membrane
Molecular function (GO): protein kinase binding
Source: RefSeq, a predicted model, not a curated record
GUCACGCUCUAGUAUAUGACGUCAUGUCACAACGCAACAAAUCCGCCUUCUUUUUCUACUGGUAGACAUGUUUUGAUUUCAACUUUAUAAUGAUAAUGUUUCAUGGAUGUUAUAAAUAGGAUCACCCCGGAAAAAAACUUGACCUGGAAAGCCGGUCACUAACCGGCUGGUUACCGUUAGGAUCUGAGUCUAUUCAGACUGACAGUUGGGAGAAUAGCCUCGUAAGUAGGCAUCAGUCAACAGGAAAAUAGCAACGUAUCCCCUGUCUCUGUGACCGGGUUUGAUCUUGCGGGUGGGAAGUAUCUCAACAAGCCAAAAUGCCUGCGCCGGUGUUGAAUAUGACAGAAGGCCUGGCUGUGACAGAGAUUACGUUACAUCGAGGAGAAACAGGUUUAGGAUUUAACAUCAGAGGAGGCACAGAUAUUCCCCAUUUCAAAGAAGACACGGGUAUUUUCGUAACUAAGCUCAAGGAGGCUGGCGCUGCCUACAGAGAUGGUCGACUGAAGGAGGGAGAUAAAAUCUUAGAGGUGAAUGGUCAUAAAAUUCAAUCAGUUACUCACAAUGAAGCUGUCCAAAUUUUCAUCACAGCUGGAGAAACAGUGCACUUGAAAGUUCAACAUGGUGCAGAGGAAUACAUCUUGAAACAAUUGGAAGCCAGAAAAGGUGGUAGCGGCGGCCUCCUCCUUUUGCUACUUCUUGGUUUGGCUGCAGCAGCAGGGAUUGGAUUUGUUGUUAUGAGUAAAAAAUGAGUUUGGUUUUAAUUAUGUACCCCAUACAAUAAUUUAGCAACUUGUAUAUCCAAAAAAAGCAACAAAGUAAAAGCUAAAACUAUCUUUGAUGUAUAACUACAGCACAUCUGUUAUUAAAAAAAAUAUAGUGCUAUUUAGUUUGAGCCAAUAUCAUCAUAGGCCUUGCCAGGUAAACUAUUCCUGCCAUCAUAAAUUUUUUAUUGUUUGUUUUAUAGAUUUUUUAAAGUCAGUCUUUCUUUCCAAUGGUUUGAUUAGGCUUGAUGUUUUUAAUUUUUUUAAUUGGUUUAGUGACUGUACAUAUUUUGGAACUGUAGUUUAUUUAAUUUUUACAUGAAGUCUAACUACCUGUAAAUGCAUAGAUUGAAAACUUAUGAUAGUCUAUGUCUAUACUUUCUGAAUUCUUCAUGAAUACAUUUUAGUUUUAUUUUAGGGCUGGUGUCAAUUAGCUUUAUAAAGUGAUUAAAAACUUUUAGAUGUAAAUGUAAUUAAUUAUUUAUUCAAUAUGAAACUAGUUAUUGAAAUAGUCAUAUUAAAAUACUGAGUAGAGUUUUAAAAUUUAUUGAUCAUUCUUAAUGUGCCAGGAUAAUAAUGUCAUUUAGCACUGGAAAAUAAUCAGCUUCAUAAAUUUGUUUUAAAAGUAUAAUAUAAUAUCUGGUGCCUCCGCUGCCUUUCCUUAGCAAUUUAGUAAAGUAUAUCUAUAAACAACACUUAUCAAAAGUAUGAGGUUUUCUGUUAGCAGAAUAUUCUGAAAAGUAAUGCAAAUGAAUAUUUUCUCUGCAAUUAAAAAUACCCAUUCAAAAAACUAUAAUGUAAGUAAAUUUUUAUGCCGGCUUUACAAAACAAUUAACAUAGGUUUGACAUGUCAGUAUUUUUAUCAAAUGUAUAGUGAAUCAUCCAAUUUAUUUUUUAAAAAAAUGAUGAACAUCUAAGAAAAAAUUGAUUUUUCAAGAGGUUUAAAUUAGUAUAUAGGUGCUUAAAUUUUUGCAGAUAAUUAAAAAAUAUAAUGGCUUUAUCUGGUCUUGUCUACCAAGUAUUUUGUACCAUCAUAAUGACCAAACAUCUUUUUGUGUACAAAAAGUUUUCAGUGAAAUACAUCAUAUAUACAAUAAUAAAGUGCACAAAACAAUGUCAUCAACUAUAAUAAUGGUGUUAUCUUAUUCUUAUUGCAUUCAUUUUUUAGUAUUUUCUUUGAUACUUUUGUAAUUAGUGAAUUUUGCAUUCUUUUUAUUUUGAAAUUUUGCUGGACAUUGUUUUAAAUUGUAUUUUAUUUUUGGGUGUUUAUUUUUCUAUUUUGAAGAAAAAGUUAAUUACUAAAUGGUUGAUAAAUAAUCUUUUCUAAAAAACAGGUAAAACUGAUCAUUUUUUAUUUCGAAAUUAAUUUUGUUAUCAAACUGCAUGUAUACCUACAUUAUUACUAACAGGUACACAGCUUAAAAUAACUAAAAGCUUGCAGCCCAUUUGGGGGCAGUCCCUUAGAUAACUUGCCAUCCCUUUUUAAUGAAUAUUUUUCCUUGACCAUUUUCAUAAAUUAAAAUAUUUUCAUUUUAAAUUGAAGGAAAUUUUAUAAGACCCAGUUAUAAGAAUGUUUAAAAAGUGAUGUUUUUCCUGUUGAUCUUGAUAAGUUUAUUUAAGUUUCAUUUUUUUGUGUGUGUUGUUAAACAGUAUAUUGACUAGUUAAGGUAAUGAUCUCUUCAGUUAUGCAUCCAGAUUGUGUUUCAUUGACAAAUAAAGACUAUUGAAUUAGAGGUAAGAAUGAUUGUGAAACAUUAACCUUAAUACUUUGUUAUUUAUAAUUUUGUGAUUUUAUUUUAAGCAGUUUCAAUAACAGGGCUAGUUUAUGUAUUUUAAAAAUUGGUAUUUGAUUUAUUUACCUUGAACCUGUUUUUUUUAAAAAUUGCUAAUUAGUGUAAAAUAUUUCAAUAGAAAUAUUGUAGCUGGUACUGUGGUACACUAGGUAUUUAAGAAACUGAAAGCAACUACAUUAUAGAUUAGGAUCUAGGUACAUGACAAGAAACUCUGUUCUCUUCAAUACUCUUUCAGGAAAGAGUUGUGGAGUUGUUUGGCAGACUAUAAAUCUUCACCUACAUUUAUAGAAAAAGUAAUCUUAUGAAUAUUCAAAUGUAAAGUUAUAUUUGUUAUUGCUAAUUUAUUAAUAUCCUGGCAUGCAAGGUCAACUUUAUAAUCUAUCAACACCAUUUAAUUAUGUAUCUUUCAUAAUUUUAAAAAUGCAUCCUUAGUUAUGCUCCUUACAUUCUUUGUUAAGUUCAUGUAAAAACAAAAGUGAGACUUGAAUCUUAUGUGUAUGUAGACUUUCACAUGUAUUUUUGUACAGUAUAUGUUGUGAACAUUCUUGAAACCAGGUUUGAGGUUGUGUGAAUGGUCUUCUCACAUGUGUGGGCUGUCACUUGAUUACUGCUUAAUUUAAUCCACAAACCAAUGGCUAGGCAUCUGAAGGUAGUUUUCUUCAACCAGUUGUUUAAUUUUUUUAUUGCAGCAGUAAGUUGCAUAUAUAUAAUUUUUUUAAGUAUCAUUAAUAUUUUAACAUACCUUAGCAGCAUAAACUUGUAGAGUAUGCAAUUGUUAGCCCAUGAGCUCUUUGUCCUUGUUGCCAUUUAGACACCCUUUUAACUGGAACUCUGACGUCACUUGGGUUGAUCACUGACGUCACUGGGUUGAUCACUGGUGUCACUUGGGUUGAUCACUGACAAUAGUUGUGUUAGGACAGUUGAAGACUGCUGGGCAAUGUGCUGGCCGCAUCAUCCCUUUAUACUGUCUCAGCCAGAUAUUUGGUAAAUUUUAAUCAAUAUGCCUGUCUAACUGGAUAUGUCUAUAGACAGUUGAUUGAAGAGUUUUUGCAUCAUCUGCUUUACUCAAAUUUGCUAAAUUAAAAAGAAACAUGACCGUUUUGUUUUUCCUCAUAUUCCCUAUUUAAUUAUUAGGUUGUUAAAGCUGUUAUUUACUUCCUCAAGCUAGGUGUUCAAGAUAUUAAAAAAAUUUACAUUGUAUUACUAUACCAUAUUUGUGGUUCUCUUUUUAUUUAAAGUGUAUAUAUUAGGUAUGCUAAAUAAUGUGGAUCAAAUUUUCUUUUAAUUCUUUGAUAGUAAUAUGAAUAGAAAAAGCACUUUCCAAAACAAAACAAAAUUGUGUUGAGACUGUCCUACUUUACUAUCAGCUAAUAUUUCUUUUGUUGCCAAAGUGUUUUCUCUCCAUACAGCUUUAACAUGAGUAUUAGUUGGAAAUCAAAUCAGUUAAGUAUACUCAAAACAGUUAUCUUUUUAACUUUAAUUCCUGAUGUCUUUUAAUGUAUUGUUUAAUUUCCAUGUUUUGUCUGAUUGUUAUAUGGGAUGGUGUAAGAAAAGCAUCAUUUAUUUUUAAACCCUAAAAUUUCACCAUUGAUGUAUCAUGCCUUUAUUAACACAUGUUCACAAGUAAGUUGAAUGAAUGUACACACUGUCAUUUAUCUCAGUGGUUAUAGAAGAUUUAAUAAAAGGCAUUGAGUAAUUGAAAAAAAAAUGAUGUAUUGUUUAUAUUUUAAAUUGUUUUUUCCAAUUAAAAUAAUACAUAUCAAGUAAGGUUAAAUACCUGCUCUAAUUUAA